Entrophospora sp. SA101 is the source of this 2217-nucleotide messenger RNA. Lineage: Eukaryota; Fungi; Glomeromycota; Glomeromycetes; Entrophosporales; Entrophosporaceae. The record is from the annotation of a GenBank genome assembly.
AUGUCUUUAAAAGCAUCACCAAUUAGACGUUCAUCAAAUGGAUUAUCAUCAUCACAUCGAUCGAGAAUAAUGAUGAAUUCAUUCACUUAUGUUGCACCUCCAUCAUCAACACCAACAAAUACCACAACUACUACAAAUGGAGUUAUUUUAUUUAUCUGCAAAAGUAAAAAAAAAAAAAUGUCUUUAAAAGCAUCACCAAUUAGACGUUCAUCAAAUGGAUUAUCAUCAUCACAUCGAUCGAGAAUAAUGAUGAAUUCAUUCACUUAUGUUGCACCUCCAUCAUCAACACCAACAAAUACCACAACUACUACAAAUGGAGAACCAUUAAAAAUAGGUAGGUCAAUAAAUAAAAGUACAACACCUUCAGAAACAAAUGGAUUUUUUGACAGUAAGGUUUUGUCAAGAUCUCAUGCAGAAAUUUGGUUUGAGAAAUUUUGUGUUUGUGGCAACGGUUGUGGGGGUAAUUGUGAUGGGAAUGGAAUUAUUAAUGGUGUAGGGGGAGAAGUUGGAGGAAAGGUUUAUAUUAAGGAUUUGAAAUCAAGUAAUGGGACUUUUGUCAAUGGUAAAAAAAUUGAAGCUGAUAAUGGUGAAUGUGAGAUUGUGGAAUUGAAUAAUAAAGAUUUGCUUAAACGCAACAGCAUGCCUAAAUCAUUAUCAAAAAGUAUUAGCAAUGAUUUAUCAAUUUUUGAUAUAGUGGAGAGAGAAUUGAAUUUUGCGAGGCAGGAUUCACACAACCUAACUCAUUUAAAUAAUAUGUUGAAUGACGUUAAUCACAAACUUGAAGAUUAUAGUGCGAAUAAAAUUAACAUAUCUAGUAGUAAUAAUAUUAUUAAUAAGUUUAAUUCAUCAGCGGUUAUUCUAAGCCAACAAGAUCAACAAAACCAAUAUAAAAUAAUACAAAAAUCAUAUCAAGAUUUACAUGAGCUUUUCACCAAAACUAUUCAAGGACAUGAAGAAGAAAAGCGACUAAUAAUUUUGAGUUAUACUAAACAAAUGGAUGAAAUAUUGAAAGAACAUAAUGUAUUAAAAGAAAAUUGUAACGAUCUGAUGGAAAUAAUUAAUAGUAAUGAAAGGGAAUAUGAAAAUAAUCAUUAUGCAAAGAAAAUAAUGAUAAAGACAAAUGAAUCAGAAAAAUAUAAUACAGCUACUAAAAAACAAUUGCAAGAAGAACAAAAGAAUGAAAAAGAAUUUGUUGAUUUAUCAAAUAAACUUGAUUUGACUACCAGAGAUUAUAAUCAGAUGAAAGAAAACUUUGAUAUAACCAUAAAAAGAAUACAUUCUGAAUGGACAAACGAUGAAUUCAGUGAUCAUGACAAUAAUGUUGUUGAUGAUGAUCACAAGAAAUCUAAUAAUUCUGAGGAUUUAGAAUCAUCAGAGGAUUAUUGCGCGGAAGAAGCAGAAGUUGGUGGUGAUAAUGACGACGAUAGCGAAGAAUUUGAUAAUGAUGGAAUAUUGGACGAAGAUAAAGUUACUGUACUAGAAAGCGAUCCUAUAGAAUGUGCCCUAGAUCUUAUGAGACGUCUUCCACCACAAAAAACUGAAGGAAACCUUCUACAACUCAUAGAUCUUGUACCUCAUCUUCAUGAAGAUAUAAUAAACGCUGUUGACCAACCUUUAAAAAUUGGUAGAUGUAAAAAAGAGGGAAAGGAUUAUAUUUUAUGUGCCUUUAACAAAGAUGGAGAAUCAUAUCGCUCUCCUUGGUCAAAUAAAUAUGACCCAUAUAUCGAUGAUGCCAUAUUCCCAUCUUCAAGAAUACGUAAAUUAGAAGUAGCUGCCAAUGAGGCAUUUAAUACAUAUCGAGAGAUGUACUAUGAAGUUGGUGACGGCGUUCGUAAAAUGAAAGGUGUAUGGGACUCUAUUCAUGUCUUUAAAGCAAAUGAGCGUGGUCGCAAAGCUCAAUAUAAAUUAACAUCUACUGUCAUGCUUUAUACAAUUACAAAUAAAUCUGAUCUUGGAAAUAUGAAUUUAUCUGGAAGUAUGACAAGACAAUUUGAGGCAGAAUAUCCAUUUGAUGACCCCUCAGCACAUAUCGCAAAUAUUGGUCGUAUGGUUGAAGACAUUGAACUUAAAAUGCGUAAUUUGCUUCAAGAAGUUUAUUUUAGUAAAACAAAAGAUAUAGUUAAUGGUUUACGUUCAGUAAAUUCCCUUAUCGAAGCACAAAAACAAAUGGAAGUUCAAAAGGAGUUGGUUGGGAAGUUAUUAGAAAGAAAAGCAUGA